AGGUGAGGCUGCAGAAGGCCUACACAAGAUCCUUGGAGCUGCGCUCAGCCUCGUCUCACCUGAGCAACCACCAACAGCCGACCAUGAACACCAUGAAGACAGCGCUCUCCCUGCUCGUCCUCUAUGUCACCGUGUACUCCGCCAUCGCCAAGUACAUCCCAAAGACGGGCAGGAGGGUCCCGCAGACACUGUCCAGAGGAUGGGGGGACCAGCUGAUCUGGGCUCAGACCUACGAGGAGGGUCUGUACUGGUCCAGGUCCAGGAACAAGCCCCUGAUGGUGCUGUUCCACCUGGAGGACUGCCCCCACAGCCAGGCAUUUAAGAAGGUCUUCGCUGACGACGACAAGAUCCAGAAGAUCCUGGAUGAGGACUUCAUCGUGCUCAACCUCAUGUAUGAAACCACAGACAAACACCUGUCUCCUGAUGGACAGUACGUCCCUCGGAUCCUGUUUGUGGACCCCUCCAUGACCGUGAGGGCCGACAUCAACGGUCGCUACGGCAACCGCUUGUACGCUUACGAAACCGGAGACACACCACAGCUGCUGGGUAACCUGCAGAAGGCCAAGAAGCUCCUGAAGUCUGAGCUGUAAAUGCUCUGGGAGGGGGGACAACGCCGGGGCCACGCCAGAACCACGCCGGGGCCACACCGGGACCACGGAGCCUCAGCAUGCCAGUUUACACCCAUGAAAUCAAGCGCUGGACGGUUUCCUGUCCUCCCUUCCAUGUUUCCUCUUUUAUUCCUCUCACAUGUUGUGUCUCGUUUGUCUUUUCAAUAAAACCCUUGUUACUGUA
Molecule: messenger RNA, 792 nt
Organism: Cololabis saira (Pacific saury)
Lineage: Eukaryota; Metazoa; Chordata; Actinopteri; Beloniformes; Belonidae
Gene: agr2
Product: anterior gradient 2
Exons: 8
Coding region: 84-590 (168 amino acids)
Cellular component (GO): endoplasmic reticulum
Source: RefSeq, a predicted model, not a curated record